Messenger RNA from Osmia lignaria (orchard mason bee), 3598 nucleotides. It is a transcript of the gene gbb, whose product is annotated as glass bottom boat. Gene Ontology annotation, molecular function: growth factor activity; cytokine activity. Gene Ontology annotation, cellular component: extracellular region. NCBI's taxonomy places the organism in Eukaryota, Metazoa, Arthropoda, Insecta, Hymenoptera, Megachilidae. The record is from RefSeq and is a predicted model, not a curated record.
GGCGUGGCAAGGCAAAAGCGGUGCGAGGUGAGUCGAAGCGAGUCCGAGGCAGGUCGAGGCAAGGCAAGGCAAGGCGAAGCGAAGCGAAACGAGGCAACGCGACGCGAGUCGGAGAGGUAAAGGCGAAGGAAGGCAAAAGCGAGGCGUGGCUCUGUCGGAGGAGCGGUACGGCCCUGGGAGGCGGUGGUGAGGCCUCGCGGAGGAGCAGCGACGACGAGGAGGUGCACCGCACGGGCCAGACAAACAGACUGGCACUGGCAUCGCGGGAGUCGGCGGCAGUGGUCACCGGUGCUCACCGAGACGCUCCUCGAGAGUAACCCGUGCGCGUUUUGGCGAACAUGCGCCGCGUGUAUCCUUUCAAUCGUUCUUUGGCCGGUUGAGCAAAGUGCGCGCAAUGUGUUUCGUCGAUCAUCGAUCGAAUUGAAUCUCGAUCAUCGCGGGACAAUCGGCGAGAAGAAAAGUUUGAAAAGAUAGAGGUGUACCAGGAAGGACAUUGGUAGUACUGAAAUUGUAGUUUCGCGUACGAGUGGUGUGUCGUUUUGAAGGAUCGAUAAAAAAUCGAUCGAUACCGCGGUUGGAUCGCGGCUCGAUCGCCGCCGAGUCGGCGGUCCCGUUCGGCGUCCACGUUGGUGGUUCGAUAGGAACGACGACGACGAGGACAACGUCGUCGUCGUGCGAGCGCCGACGUAGGAGGAGGAGGAGGCGGUGGCGUAGGGGAAGGUGGUGCUGGUGGAGGUGGUGGUGGAAGCGGCGGGAGGUAGAAUGGUGCCUUCCGGCCCGUGUCGAUCUCGAGCGGAAAGACGCGCCGAGAUGUCGCCGCGCCGUCUCGCGCCCCUGCUGAUCCUCGGGACGAUCCUCGCCGGGCUGACGAGCACCGCCGCCGCGGAAAGGAUGAGCGGCCUCUACGUCGACAAUGGUUUCGACCAGACGAUCGUGCACAGGGUGGUCAGCCAACGUGAGAAACGCGAGGUCGAGCACGAGAUAUUGAAUCUUCUUGGACUGCCUGAUAGGCCGCGGAACACAGCCGGUAGACCUCCCCAGGUGAAAAGGUCGGCGCCAAAGUUUCUCUUGGACAUAUACAAGAAUGCUCUCGGCGAGGACGAGGACGAGAAACCGAUCGCCGAGCAACGAAGCGUCAGCGAGUUCGAUCUUACCGGUCAGGAUCUCAGGGCCAUCGACCAGAGCGACGUCAUCAUGACCUUUGCCGCUCACAAUCAUCACGUUCCUGGAGUGAGGCACGAGCGUGGAAAAAGGCUCUGGUUUGACGUGUCCGAGGUACCACCUGGGGAACACAUAAUUGGCGCAGAGCUUAGGCUCUAUCGCAGUAUGGAUGUGAAGAAUAGAAGAAACCGUGGGUCAUACAUGAUCACGGCUUACCGUGUCUUAAGGACCGAGGACGGAACGAGAGAAUUGCAAUACGUAGAUGCAGUUAACACGACAACAGGAAAAGAGGGAUGGUUGACUUUGAACGUCAGCGAACCUCUGGAUCAUUGGGUUAAUAAUCCCGAUGGAAAUAAAGGAUUGUACUUGUCGGUUCAUCCUGCUGAUCGUUCCGUGCAUGAAAUGAGACCAGAAGACAUCGGAAUCGUUGGAUUUCGAGGUGAUCCUGACAAACAACCAUUUAUGGUUGGUUAUUUUAAAAGUUCUGGCAUCAGGGAGACGAAAGUACGACAGAAACGAGAUGCUAGGAGAAGAAAGAAAAGCGAGUCCUCCAGUUUGGAUUAUCGGAAUAAUCCGUACACCGAUCCUGGUGUGCAGUACAACUCUAGGACCUGUAAAAUCCAAACGUUGUACGUCAGUUUCAGGGACCUGAAGUGGCAGGACUGGAUCAUAGCACCGGACGGGUACGACGCAUAUUAUUGCAGCGGCGAAUGCAAUUUCCCUCUGAACGCUCACAUGAACGCGACCAACCACGCGAUCGUCCAAACGUUGGUGCACCUGGUGAGCCCUGGUAAGGUGCCAAAACCUUGCUGCGCCCCGACCAAACUCUCGCCGAUCUCCGUGCUGUAUUUCCUCGACGAGAGCAACGUUAUACUCAAGAAGUACAAAAACAUGGUCGUCAAGAGCUGCGGUUGCCAUUGAUCAGUCGACUAAGAAUCUCUUCCAGUCUUGGGAAUUAAUUCGAUGGAAGAAUCACGAUGUUGAUGGAGUACAGACUUCCUGCUGGAUUGUCAGUGGAUAACAAGAUAUCUUUCUUGCACACGUCGAUUCGAGCUGUUCCAUAUUGUUGUUAAUUUUGAUCAUUGUGAAGAAUUUUAAACACCGAGUGUAUUUCUUUUUUCAUUCUUUUCAAGUUGCUUCAAGGGUCUAAAAACACGUUGGAACUAUUUCAGUUUUUCUUUUUUCAUUUUAAAUCCUCUUCUGAAGUAUAAUCACUCGUAUCGGCUCGAUCGAACUUAAAUUCCAGUGUCUGUACGUUCGUGUGUUAACAAAAGUGAACAAGUUGAUCGAUGGUGUAUCUAUGCGACGCAAAUGAACAUCGGUCGUCUGGUGCCAAAUUUCGACUAGUAGAUAGUGUAAUUCACGAAACAAGUGCUUCCGUACUAACGAUCGCAAGGAUUUCAAGAUGGGAACUUUGAUCGACAAAGAGGUGCGAUCCGACAGGUGGUUUAGUGGAUAUUUUGUAAUAUAUACGUAUAAGGUGCGGAUAAAUUCGUUAUGCAAGGGAGAAAAGGGUGAUAUUAAGUGCAAAAAUAAAUCAGAAUUAUGAAAUACAUGUAUAAAUUGAUAUUACAUUAGUACAAAUUCAGGAAAUUUCAUAAGUAAUCAAUAUGGUGGCCAUCUUAUUAUGUAGAGAAAAUGGUGGGACCCAUGGAACCCUAUAGAAAUAUUCAAAAAUUUGCAGAUAAUUAAAAAAAUAAAUAUAUUUACUCUACUUAGCAAAAAUAUACUAUUAGUUAUUUUUUACAACUGCAUACCAUCUUUAUAAUAAUUUUGAAAUUCUUACAUGAAAAAUUAUUUAAUUCGGAAUAGUUGUUGGAAUUUCAAGAACCAAAGUUUAUAUAUUUUAUCACCUAAAGUAUGUAAAAUAAUUUUGACUUAAUAUUGAACAAGAUAUCACCCUUUUCUUACUAGUAUAACGAGCACCACCGCAAUUUUGUAUAUGCGUAACAAUUGGAGUCACUAAUUGAUACUCCAAUACUUUUCUUUCUUCCCUACUCUCAUCUUUUUUAAUAUCUCAUCUAACGUCCAAACGUUCAAUCGGAUAAUAUUAAUUACUUAGUGAUAUUAAUUUAAUGACUCGAACCCCCAUUCGAUUAUAUCAUAGUCUGAGAGACAAUGAAUUCUCAACAAGUUUUCACUUGUUUUACAUUUUUUACUCCAGAAACACACAAGCGCCCUGUGGUUUCUGCUCGUCAAUGGUAUCUAUGUAAGCCGGUAUAAAGAAGAAAAUCAAUUUCUUGUAAAUUAGACUUAUUUUAUUUAUAUUUGCGAGUGAAUAAGCGUCUGAUCAAACGAAGAGGAAGAUUGUAUGUAAUACUCGUAACAAAUUCAUACGUGUACAUACAGAGGGCUGUUUCAUAAGAUAAAACGAAGAUAGAAGACGAUAUUUCUUAAGAAAAAAAAAAAAAAAAAAAAAAAAAUGAAAUAAAUUGAU